Chlorocebus sabaeus (green monkey) is the source of this 8927-nucleotide messenger RNA. It is a transcript of the gene RAB3C, whose product is annotated as RAB3C, member RAS oncogene family. Gene Ontology annotation, molecular function: GTP binding; GTPase activity. The record is from RefSeq and is a predicted model, not a curated record. NCBI's taxonomy places the organism in Eukaryota, Metazoa, Chordata, Mammalia, Primates, Cercopithecidae.
UCCUAAGAGACUCAGUCUUUUCUCUGCAGCUGCCGCUUGAAGACUCCACAUUUUCCCUCUAGAGGAAAGAAGCCCUCCAUCGAAAUCAGCUGUCUUCUCCACGUCCCUCCUUUUUCUCUCCGCCAGACGCCACCCCUACCCCUUCUAUUGUGUUGUGCCUUUUCAUUUUAGCCCCGCUUCCUACGUAGAGCCCUAACCUCCUUUGUAGCGAGGUCACUUGAGAAUUUCCGAACCUCGAGUUGUAAUGGAGCUGUAUGGAAAGAUGGCCUCUGCCCAAGAUGCCAGGUAUGGCCAGAAAGACUCCUCUGAUCAGAACUUUGACUACAUGUUCAAAUUACUCAUCAUCGGCAAUAGCAGUGUGGGGAAAACAUCUUUUCUAUUCCGUUAUGCAGAUGACUCCUUUACAUCUGCAUUCGUCAGCACAGUUGGGAUCGAUUUCAAAGUAAAAACUGUAUUCAAAAAUGAAAAGAGAAUCAAGCUUCAGAUUUGGGACACAGCAGGCCAGGAAAGAUACAGGACUAUCACCACAGCCUAUUAUCGUGGAGCCAUGGGCUUUAUUUUAAUGUAUGACAUUACAAAUGAAGAAUCCUUCAAUGCAGUACAAGAUUGGUCAACCCAAAUCAAAACCUACUCUUGGGAUAAUGCCCAGGUUAUUCUGGUUGGGAACAAGUGUGACAUGGAAGACGAGCGGGUCAUCUCAACUGAGCGAGGUCAACAUUUAGGAGAACAGCUUGGUUUUGAGUUUUUUGAAACAAGUGCCAAGGAUAACAUUAAUGUCAAGCAGACAUUUGAGCGCCUUGUGGAUAUCAUCUGCGACAAAAUGUCAGAGAGUUUGGAGACUGAUCCUGCCAUCACUGCUGCAAAGCAGAACACAAGACUCAAGGAAACCCCUCCUCCACCGCAGCCCAACUGUGCCUGCUAGUGUCCCCAUGCACACAGGCAGCUCCACGAAACAGCAUUUGUAAAUGGUCUGUUAGCCUUCAUUUAUACUGCCUAAUAAUUAUUUGAAGGAAUAAUUUGAUGUCAAUGGCUCAUACAUGCAUUCAAUUCUUGGGAGAUUUCCUGUUUAAUAUGUGGCAAAUAUGUGAUCUUAAAUUUGUAAGGACUAGCCAUCUAUAAACAUCUGGUACCUGCACGUGACUUGUUAUUUAUUUGUCUGCUAGGCUCUUUUUGUUUCAAACUUGUUCUCAGACUACUUCUGGGACAUCAGACUAUAAUUUCGCUACAACUGGCUUUUGUCCCAUUGAUUCAAAUUAUGCUAUUCACUUGUAGGAAUGAUGACCAAGGAAUUGCUCUGUGUGUGUGCGUGUGUGUGUGUGUGCGCGCGCGCGCACACACACACACACAGGAGAAGAUGUCACAAGACUUCAUUUGCUUUACUCUUAGUUGAAAAUCAAAGGGAAGUUUUUCAUGAUUAGGGAUGCUGUAAUGAGUCUGGUCAGUUUACUGUUGGGCACUGUGUCUUUAUUUCACUGUUAUUAAUAACUGAGGAGAUAAUUGACCUAUAAAGAUAUUGAAAUGUUGUUUUUAAGGUCCUUGCAAUGUUCCUAAGUCAUUAAUACAACCUGACUGGGGCUAUUUAACAAUAAUCUUCGUUUACAUGUUUAAAUAAGCAAAUACCUACCCAGGACUUUUUUCCCACUGAUUCUACCCAACUCUGUGAAUAUUUGGCAUCAUCGAACAGAUUGAGAUGUAUCUACUGAAUGCCAGUUAUGCAACAAGCAUUGUAACCAAAAAGAGUAUGAGUAGCUAUGGAAUUCCAAGGUCCAAGCUCCCUUAGUUUUCAAUGACUUGCCUUCCCCAACCCCCAUAAUGCACACCACUACCACCAUCACUUUCUGGAACCGUCACCACUCUUGGACUAGAGCUUUUGUUGAAGUUUGUUAGGGCUCCUCUUUCCAUAGGAUGUAGACUUGCCUCCUCAAACACGGCCAUCUUCUCAAACUUCAGCUAAGUUCUUUUACCUGUUUAGAUGUUAUUUAAAUCAGAUUUAAAAGGGUCCCAAGAAAAAGGGAAAUUUUAAUCUUUAGUCAUCUUUUUAAGUCCAGAUGUUCAUAAAUUCUAAAGCAUAUUCCUAUUACGUGAAUGCUUAAGUUACACGGGAAACAUUCUAUAACUGUAGUGUUUCAAUUUCAGAAAUAUUUAGGGUCCCUAGCAAUUUAAAAGAGGAAGGAAACCAUUGGAACAUUCUAAUUUUGUAUCACAAAUUCCUAAAGAACCUAUAUGAAUAAAGAGAAAACAACAAAUCCUAUCAGCUGUACAGAGCAGCAGGGAGACUUCGCCUCUGGAUCACUGUCCAGCAUUAUUUACAGCUAGGAUUUAGGAAGGCAGCAGGGAUUAUUUGGUGGAUUUGGAAGGAUAGUUUCAUUAAGUGAACUUUCUCUUUUUUGGUGUUUAUGUCAAAGAAAUUUUUUCCUCUUUUCAAAAAAUAGAGAGGCUUCCCAUAAAAGUAUUGAAUACAAGUGAAACGGGCAUAUAUCUAAAGAUAUCUCUGGAGAAUAAAUCCUUACAAGUCACAGAACUAGUUCGCACACAUUAGUAAGUUAAAAGUUGGAAAUUAGGGGAGAGAGCAUUUGGAAUGCUUUAAGCAUUUCCAUGUUAUUUCUCACCUUCCUAGUUGAAGAUCCACUAAUCGGUAGUACAUUUCUACUUUGGCACCCUGCAAAGCAAACCUUAGCAUAGUAAAGACAAGAAAACAUUAAUGUUUUCUUAGCUUUUAAUGGGGCAACCAACUUCAAAAUCACAGGAAUUACAGUGAAGGGAGAGAAAGAAGCAGGGGGCGUAAAAACAGAUUUGUUUGCAGCAGUCGUCUGUUUGCACAAUGUUAUAAUAUUUCUGUAACUUGGGCCAGAAUGUGGCCGUGUUAAAUGAUAUAGCUAUUAAGCUCACUUGUACAAUCUAAAAGGAACUAAUAAAGCAGGAAACCCUUCCCAUCCUCCUUUGCAGCCCUCAACCCACAAAUACAAAUAGAUGUAAAAAGCUUAAAAAGAAUAUUUUGAUGGCUUUUUCAGAAGGACCUUGAUGUGUGUAUUGUGGUAAAAUGAAAAGCAAAAUGAGACAGUAUUUAAAAGUGAAAGAGCUGAGUUUUGCUCAGAGGAAAACCCCUUCCCUGAAGAACUGAUUGCUGUUGAAAUUAAUCGGCCCUUAGAUGGGGAAGCCCUAAGCCAAGCUCCCACUUACACAGUGUCAAACAUCCCAAAGUGGAAACAUUUUAGCCAGUCAGGGGAGAGGCAUGCAACAAUAGCCUAAGUGUCAUUGCCAAGAGACAUCUGAUACUUUCUAAUUUCUAAACCCCAAUGGAAGUGAAGCCUUUUUCAUUGAUUCUCAGUUCUGAAACUCCCACCCUGCUAGGAUUUCUAUUCCAAAUAAUUCAAUGAGAGGUUUCCAGAGAAACAGUCACAGAGCUCAAGAGAAAGAACACUUACUUUCCUGCUGUAAUUGCAUUUAAAAAUCUGGGUUUUAACAUCAAAUUUGGUAAAUGGUGGGACCAACCCAAGGUUAACUAAGUGAGCUUUCAUUGACACUGAGCUAUGUUACUUAUAAAUUAUAACACUAUUGUUCCAAGGUUUUUCAGCCUUUUGGCCAACACACACACACACACACACACACACACACACACUAAAUCAUCUAUCAAUAGUCUAAAUACAUAACUAAAUGUAGGUCAUUUUUAUCAAUGGCCUAACUAAAUUUAUAUUUAAAAGAACAAGACAUUUUAAAAAGUACAUACUCCUGGUAGUUUGUAAGUCAUACACAUUUAUCUCUUGUCUUGGAUGCAAUUAAAUUAGUGUUUUAAGUAUGAAUUUACUUUCCUUUGCUACUCAUUACCUGACCACUUUCACUCCUCUAAAUACCUUUAGGAAUAAACCUUAACUGUACCAAAUAGAUUCUUCCAAGAGCUUUGGUGUUGGUACCUUCCUUUAUUUUCCUAAUGCAACUGAAAAAUUGGACUGAAAAUUAUUUCGCUUAAAUAGCCAUCCUCAGAGUGAAUCAGCAUUUCAGUUUUUGGAGAUGGGGAUGGAAAUAGAAGGUGCACGAAGCGUCCUAAGAUGGCAGUUUGAAUGUUAGCAUUACUUCUACACGCUCAUAAGAGAAAUUGCUUCAGGACAAUGAAUCAGUUCAUUGUUGCUGCCCCCAGUGAACAGCUCCAACUGCCUUGAUGAACUUCUAAUGAUUGUGAAAGCUAGGAGGUUCUUCUAGUUCCUCCUUACAGUCACUUGAAGUUCAGUAUUUUUUUUUUGCUGCCUGGUAACUAAGUGCCAAGAUUUUACUUGGAAAGAAAACUAUGACGAUGCCUUCAGUUGUAGCAGAAAGUUGUGGCAUUGUGAUAACAAACAAAAUCUACAAAGUUACAACCCAAAUUAUACAAGACAUCAAUACACUCAGUAAACAAAUACAUAUUUCACCUACUUAAAUCAUAUCAAUUAUAGGCCUUUUGUUUAGUACACUGGUUAUUUUUUUAAGGAACCAAUUUAAACUUUCAAUUUUAAAUACAUCUAUGCUGAUGAUAGACUUUCGGGUAUAUAUAACCUUCUUCUUCUCUUUUAAAAGUUAAAUACAUUCCACUAUUAACUGAACUUCCACGAAGCAACAUUAAUUUUAGAGCAUGGUAAUCCAUAAUCAGUGGUUCAUUGUGAUGUGCUUUAUCCAACAUGUAUCUUAGUGCAUGGUUGAGGGUGUACCUUAUGUGAUCUUUUAGUUAACAGUGUGGCAUUUGUGGGACUAUAUUAAAAGCCUAUCCAAACUACCAAGCUGUAGCAAGCUGAGGUAGCACCUGCAUGUGAAAAACUGUGAUAUGAAUCUUAUUUAUAAAAAAGUCAUAACUAAAACCCUUCUAGACCAAAAAGUUACUGUGUGUUUGUUAAUAAUCUUCAUAGUACUACUGGAAUGCUCAAUCAGGUAUUUUUGGUGUGGCUUACUUCAGAGCUGGCCUGUCCAUCUGAAGAACGCUUUCUCUCACAAUUACAGUUUGCAUGACUAGAACCCGGAACUCUGUUCCUUUGCGCGUAUAGUCACUUAGUGUGCUGUCCGGGUGCCAUAUGAGCAACUACAACCAUGUGGCCUUUCUGUCACUCCCUGGAAAAUGCAACCUCUACAGCUCUGCUCAACUCUGCCUGUGUGCGUUGACUACCUUCGCUUUAGUAGUUUGCCUGUAAAAUGGUGAAGUCUUUCUGAUAUGUUGAACCUGUGAGCCAGCUUUUGGGAGUUCUUCAUAUUUUAGAUGAAUUUUUGACCAAAGUCAAUUAAAGACAUAAACCUGUUUUAUAUCAUAGAAUUUACUGGAUCAAAUCAAGUAAAAGAUGAAGUUUAUGACCACAAUAAAAAAGCCUUUACCCCUGCACUGCACUGUGUCUAAAGGGCUCUAGGUUGUAGAAAUAUAGUACCCCCAAACAGAGAAAAAACAAGUUGGGGGAUUUAUCUAAAACGUAUCUACCUAUUGUUACUGGUAUUUCACAAAUAAUUUUUUUCUUAAAAACAUUUACAGAAAUGCUUGACACUCCAGUCAAAUAGUAUUUCCCUUUGAUACACUGAAAUAUUUGCUCUUAGAUUACACACACAGUGCUGCCCUUCUCAACAAUCACUCACAGGCUCACUCGCCUGAUACAAAGGUAUCAGGUAAACACUGAUACUUUUUUUUUUAAGAAGGGAAAAUUCCAUCUAUGGUGCUUUCUCAGUGCUAGGGAAAAGGGAGCUUUUACUAUGUUCCAGCUAUAACUCACAUCUUACUUAUAAGGUCCAUAAAAUCGGUUCUUCACACCAAUUUGGUUUGAUUAGUCUGUGCGUGUAAUUAAUUUCCUCUAAACAGAGAGAGUGGAGGGGAAAUACAUUUCGCAAACAUUCUAGAUAACAGAAAUGAGUUAUUUUAAAACCUCACUCAGAGCUCUAGUGUUAAGAUCAGACCAUCUAGCUAGUGGACAAAUUGAACUAUUUGCAGUUCUCUUUUACUUUCUGACUUUCUUUUAAAUUACUGCAGUUUUUCAAAAUGCUAUCCUCAUGGAAUGACAGGACCAAGAAUAGAAAAUGAGACUCAAAUUUCACCAUUUACUUCCCAUCAGCAACCAUUACUGGUGGAGUUUCAAACAGUCAUUACUUGCUGAAAUGAGGUUUGGGGUUACCUGUGUAUUUCAUUCACCUGUGUUCAUAUUUACUUCAUCGUGGACAAGUGAGAGUUGGCUGUGGCUUUAUUUCUUGAUGCAAAUUAUUUUGCAUUCAUGUUAUUUGGAGCUAGGUAUUGCUUAGGUUCGUGAAUGCUCUUCUUACAGACACAGAUGGUACAUGAGCCACUCAGACACCUGCCUUUUCAGGGACGUGAGCAUGACUUACAUCUUUCAAGUGGUUCCAUACUUCUUGUAAAAGUAAAGUUUGGGUAUUGUUUGCUGUAUCAAUAUGAUGGCUUUCCAUGCAUUGUCUCAUUAUCCCUAGGAUAUGUGCUGAAGGAAAACUGUCCUGUAAUUCCUGUUAAUAUAUUGUUAAUGUCAGACGUGAUGUGAUACCGUUGGACUGUCCAAAUGUACAACUAUUUAAUGGUGUUUGUAGAACUGAAAUGUCUUAAAUGUUGCAUGAAAUAUGUUAUAAAAAUAGAUUUGUUUUCUAUUUUCAACACCUCAGAAUUGAGGGUUCAUGGGCCAAUAAGUGCAAUAUUUAAUGACUCACUCAGUGUAUAUAAACUAGUAUGAAAGAGUGAAUUAUAAUGAAUGUGUGAGAUGCUUUGAUAGCUGUGUGACUUAUUCAAAUGAUUUUCUUGUAGCUGUAUUUGUCUAGUGGUGCAAUUUAUACAGUAAAUAUCUUAUUGGUGUCAUGUAAAACCCCUCUGUGCCUACUUCAAAAUACUUUUUUCUUAUAAAACCAAACAUUUAGUAUCUGGAAAUAUGUGUCAAUUUUGUCUUUUAGAAUUGUGGAUUUUAUUGUGAAGUCAGAAUGGCUGUUCAUUUAUUUUAUAAAAGCAUCUCCUUCUAUAACUCAAAAUUUUCUUGGUCACAUAAAAGUGUACAUUUUACUUUUAAGCAAGUAAUUUAGAUACCUAAGAAAAACUAUGUGCGUUAGGAAAAGUCAUGUUUUUCUUCUCAGAAAGGUUGAUCACAUGACAUGUCUACUAAAAAUGUUCACCUCUGUAUUUGUAUGUAUAUUUUAUUGUUACUCAAACUUGUGUUUUAUUUACGAAUUCAACACUGUCGACCCUGGGAAUUCUAAAAUACCAAUGUAUUUUUAGGUUGUAGCUAACAUUGUAUUCACUUUCAAUUCUCAGUUGUCCACACUGGUGAUAUAAGAUGAACAAAUCAGAAUCCUUGAAUACUUCGUAAUGCCAUCAUAAACUCAUAUAUUCAUCCUCAAACUCCCUUGUUUAAUGCUAAUUGGUGGCCUGGAACUUCACUGAGAUGCAAAAUCAAGAAUUUAAGCCUAGUUGCUGGAUAACUAAAAGCUAUAAAUGUUUAUGUAUGUGAAUUUUAAAGUAGAAUAACCAUCUUAAACUCCUAUUUGCCAUUUCUCUUUUUAAGGCAAAGCAUUCAUUUUAAUACUGUGCUUUGCCUUUUCAUUCAAUUAGUGGAUAAGUCAUGAAACCUUUAGGAAGAAAAACAAGUUAUGACAUAUUCACUAAAAUUGAUGACAGUUGGUUCUAGAUGACCAUGGCCAUGUGUUCAUCAUAUAAAGCCUUCAGUUCUCUCUAUGGUGCUUGGCUGGAGAUUGACAUGUGAGGAUGUGCCAAUCAUAUUAAAUGGAUUUGGUCUAUGUGGGUGAUAUGUGGCCUGAAUGUAACUGUGAUAGACUGAAAUUUGUUCUUAGCUCUCAAAACCCACUGAAGAAGUCAAGUGAAGGUGGGUAAAAUAGGGAGAUUAGUGACAACCUUGUGCCAAAUUUUUUUUAAAAUGGAAGCAGGUAGCCAACAUUAGAAUGAUAAUUUAAGGGUGUGGUUGAAUGUUUAGUUAGUUGUCACAUAGUUAUUGAACUCCAUAUGCUCAGUGCUGUGGGAAUCAAACAUGGAAGAGGUAUGGCUCCUGCCCCUAAUGAGAACAAGGGAAAAAAAGUCCAGGUAUAAUCUAAAUGCUAGGUUAUGUCAGGGUAUAGGAGCACAGAGAAUGGGGGACCUGUAAGAACUGGAAGAGUCAGAGAGGGCUCCAUUGAAGAGGUCAAACAUAAUUCCGGAAAGAAUAAGGUAGUGAGGAGAUUGUGCCAGGAAAAUAAGUGGGAAAGUCCACAGUUAUUUUUCCUUUGAAUGGAAGAGAGACAAAGCUAUCAGCUAUAGAUCAUUGUUUUUCUUAAGACAGCCAAACUGGCCCUUUGAAACCACUCAAAUUAUCCCAGUUUAGCUCCCUACCUUUUGGUCUCCAUGAGGAAGACAAGCUGUUGUAUCAUCAUAUUCCUCUGUGCUGAGCAGCUCAAGCCACAAUAUGCAAAUUGCUUUAAUGCCACAUUACAGCAGUUGAUUUAGACAUUUGCCAGUGCACCAAACCAUGAGAAAUUAUCCAACAAAUGCCACCUGGCAGAUGUGUACCCAGAGAUUUUUCUGUAGCUCCAUGUUUCCCAUAAAGGGCAUUGGAAAUGCACAGAUGAAGAUCUUCCUUUGGAACCAGGCACUUUUGGCUCCUUCUCAGUGACUGCACUGUGGAACUCUUCUUAAGAAAAUAUUGAAAACAGCUUAAUGCUUUCAUAUAGUGACUGACAUUUAGUGGAAAACUACUGCUGCAUAGCAAAUAUUGUGACUCUUCAUGUGUCCACAGGAGCUCUUGUGUGGGUUUAAAGCUAUGAAGUGUAUUCACAUUGUGAAGUUUUAAUUAUCUUUAUUGAAAUUAAUUGUGUAAAAAUGGUAUGUGCUCUAUUAGGUAUUCAGUUUGUAUGUGAAUUCUGUAUAGAAAGUGGUUAUUGUUCUUUGAGUUUAUCUUGUUUUAUUUCUUGAAGAUUACAAUAAAUAUCUAAGAGACUAUAUUCCUGAA